This is a messenger RNA of Coniophora puteana RWD-64-598 SS2, 1649 nucleotides long. RefSeq lists its product as uncharacterized. Lineage: Eukaryota; Fungi; Basidiomycota; Agaricomycetes; Boletales; Coniophoraceae. The transcript has a single exon. The coding region runs from base 1 to 1572 and encodes 523 amino acids. The record is from RefSeq and is a predicted model, not a curated record. Gene Ontology annotation, molecular function: protein binding.
AUGGCUUCUCCGUUCCCGGAGAAGACAGAUCCCCAGGCCACUGUUGCUGAGACCGCCGAAGGAAUCAGAAGGCUUCCCAGUCGUCCCAACUCGUUCUCACCAAGCUAUCGCCUCCCGCCAGAGGUGCUCGUGCGAAUCUUCAUCGAUUUGGGGCCGUGCCCCCUCGCCACAUCCACUCAUGUGUGCAAAUAUUGGCGCGAGGUUUCCCUUGAAUUUCCUUGUCUCUGGUCCAUCAUCACGAUAGAAAGCCACGAGCGGUCAACGGGACGUCUGCGGCUGUUCCUGCAGCGGUCAAAGGGUACACCGCUCACCAUCACCAUACACGGGAUUCAAGAUCGCAAACUUUAUCGCGAGCUCAUAAAGGAGCUGUCGUCCCACCGGUGUCGUAUGCAGAAACUACUUUUGAGUUUCAACAGCAACGAGCUCCAGACCACUAUCAACUUCUUUGCAUCUGAUUUCCCCGUCCUCUCUGAAGUUUCUUUGGAACCUUCGCAGACGAGUAAUCCAGGCGCGCGAUUCGCUCUACCGAAGGACUUGAUGGGCAAUGCACCCGAGUUGUAUAGCCUGCGCUUGUGCGCUUGCGUAAUUCCAUGGCACUCGUCUACAUUCAAGGGACUAACGCGCCUACAACUCGAAGCAAUGUGGCCCUUAGAGCCCUCGCCGGAGGAGCUUUGGUUGGUCUUGAAGAGUGCGACCGCCCUUGAGGAUGUCAGGCUACAAGACGUUCUGUCACGACUGGAGCCCGCACCGACAUCUUGGCCUCUUGACGCGGAUGUUGAUCUUCCCCACAUCCAUCACAUUGACUUGACAGAAACAAGGUUCAUGGAGUACGCACAUUUCUUCUCGCGCGUUCGUAUUCCUGCGAACGCGCACGUUACCUUGGAUGUCAUUACCACCUAUCGUGGCCAGGGUAGCAUCGCCGAAAGACUCACCUGGCUUCCACCAUCCCUUUUCUCCGCCGUUCGAUCCGAGAGCACACCAUCGCUUGCCCUUGACAUGACAUUGGGACCAUUGUUUUCCUUUAUCAUAACACAGACAAGUACUCAGCACCCCUCUCGUGGAUGCGAACGCACAUCGGAUCUGGAUUGUGGCGGUAGGAUCAAUGCUACUUUUCAUCACCAUUUCAAAUACGCCUGCGACGCUGUUCGCGCAACUUUCAACUCAUUGUGGUUUGACGCGCCCCUCGUAUCCAUUCGCGACCUUCGCAUCACGACGUAUAGGGAUAGAGGUGAAUGGUACCUCGAAGGGAUUCCAUGGAGCGAUAUUCUCUCGGCUUUGCCUAACCUUCGCCUUCUCCACGCCCAGAUCGGCCCAUUGAGCACUGCUCAACUGAUCGACGCUCUUGAGCCACAAUAUCACGGUGUUCCUGUUGCUGAACUUCGUGAGCUGCGUUUUCCACCAUUGGCAGUCUGGAGUAAACGACCGAAGCUUGAAGGCGUUGCCCACGUCUUUGAGGAGCGAGCUAGAGCGGGGUCUUGUCUGGACAAGCUCGCUGUCAGCAAGAGGCUUCUAACCGAAUCAGAAUGUGCUCGGUUGAGGCGCAUUUUUGGGAGUAUUGAGCUUACUUAUUGAUAGGGGUGUAAUGUAUCGUCAUUGUCAUGUUGUUUAAAUCGUGAAUGCACCCUGCAGUCCUCUGAGACAAGGAUAAC